CGUUAGAGAGUAGAACUACGCACUAAGCAGGGACGAGGUUUCCCGCUAAUCUGAACGUAGCCACUGUUGCAGCUCGUACUGUUACAAACUUACAACAAUCCGUUCGAAAAAUGGCGGAAAACUAGGGUUUUACUAGGUGCACAGCACUUCAAAUCUGUAGGGAAGAGUCGAAAAUUGAGAUUCUGCUUCCGUUUCAAUAGACACUCUAGAGUCUAGACGUCAAUCAUUUGACAAUGGCGAAAAACGAAGGCGUUCGAUUCGUCUCAUCUUCUAUCAAGUGCCCCCCGGCCACUGCCCACCAUCUUCCUCCCUUUUUCUCCGAUCUUCCAUUCUGCUCUCAGACGCUCUCCCUGAAUCUAAUCAGAACCAAGGAUAAAAUAAACCGUUUCAUCUCGUCGAUUAGAAACCGCAGAAAAUCUGGGCAUUUUAUAACCAAAUCUUCGCUCCUCUGUUCCUCUUCUUUAGCGUUGGUUCGACCUGAGGAGUCGAAUCAGAAUGUAUUGGAAGGUAGAGAACCUCAACAAAAAGUGUAUUCACCAAGUCGGCAUGGGAGAGAAAAUGAAGAGAGGGUUUUGAUUAGUGAGGUCCUAAUUCGGAACAAAGACGGCGAGGAGCUCGAGAGGAAGGACCUCGAGGCAGAGGCUGCAGCGGCUUUGAAGGCUUGUCGCCCGAAUUCGGCACUUACAGUGCAAGAAGUGCAAGAGGAUGUUCACCGGAUUAUUAACAGUGGGUACUUUUGCUCGUGCAUGCCUGUGGCUAUUGAUACCAGAGAUGGAAUUCGGUUGGUUUUUCAGGUAGAAUCAAACCAGGAGUUCCAUGGAUUGAUAUGUGAAGGAGCCAAUGUUCUUCCGUCAAAGUUUCUGGAAGAUGCAUUCCGUGAUGGAUAUGGAAAAGUAGUCAACAUCCGGCGUUUGGAUGAAGUGAUACGUUCCAUUAAUGGGUGGUACAUGGAGCGAGGUUUAUUUGGCAUGGUUUCAGAUGUUGAGAUUCUUUCGGGUGGGAUCGUUAAAUUACAAGUUUCAGAAGCUGAAGUCAAUAAUAUCAGCAUAGAGUUCCUCGAUAGGAGGACUGGUGAACCAACUUCUGGGAAGACAAAGCCAGAAACCAUUCUUCGGCAACUGACAACAAAGAAGGGACAGGUGUACAGUUUGCUUCAGGGGAAAAGAGAUGCUGAAACUGUGCUGACAAUGGGAAUCAUGGAAGAUGUUAGCAUUAUACCACAGCCUGCAGGAGAUACUGGAAAGGUUGAUUUGAUAAUGAAAGUUGUUGAGCGUGUUAGUGGAGGUUUCUCUGCUGGUGGUGGAAUUUCAAGUGGGAUAACAAGUGGCCCUCUAUCAGGAUUAAUUGGAAGCUUUGCAUAUUCUCAUAGGAAUGUUCUUGGAAGGAACCAGAAACUUAAUAUCUCACUAGAAAGAGGUCAAAUUGACUCAAUAUUUCGUAUAAACUAUACGGAUCCAUGGAUUGAAGGAGAUGACAAACGGACAUCUAGGUCAAUUAUGGUUCAGAACUCACGAACUCCAGGAAUGCUUGUUCAUGGGAACCAACAUGAUGGCGGUAAUGUGACAAUUGGUCGAGUUACAGCUGGCAUUGAAUUCAGUCGACCCUUCAGGCCAAAGUGGAGUGGAACAGCUGGUCUUAUUUUUCAGCAUGCUGGUGCACGUGAUGAUAGAGGAAACCCCAUUAUUAAGGAUUGCUAUAGCAGUCCACUUACCGCAAGUGGGAAUACUCAUGAUGACAUGCUUCUUGCAAAAAUUGAGAGUGUCUACACUGGAUCUGGUGAUCAUGGGUCUUCAAUGUUUGUCUUCAACAUGGAACAAGGACUACCUAUUUUGCCCGAGUGGCUGUGUUUUAACAGAGUGAAUGCCCGCGCUAGGAAAGGUGUUGAAAUUGGUCCUGCACGCCUUGUUUUGAGUUUAUCUGGUGGUCAUGUGGUGGGUAAUUUCUCCCCCCAUGAGGCAUUUGCAAUUGGUGGAACCAACAGUGUCAGAGGUUAUGAAGAAGGUGCAGUGGGCUCUGGUCGGUCAUAUGUGGUUGGCUGUGGAGAGGUUUCUUUUCCUAUGUUUGGACCAGUAGAAGGGGCAGUUUUUGCUGACUAUGGAAGUGAUCUUGGAUCAGGCCCAACAGUGUCUGGUGAUCCAGCUGGAGCGAGGUUAAAACCUGGAAGUGGCUAUGGCUAUGGGUUUGGAAUCCGUGUAGACUCUCCCUUAGGUCCUCUGCGGUUGGAAUAUGCAUUCAACGACAAGCAGGCCAAGAGAUUUCAUUUUGGAGUUGGGCACCGGAACUGAGUUAAGGGUGCCUUUUUAUCAGUUUUGAUAGUCCCUUUCUUUUUAUUAUUCUUUUUUUUUACGUUAUAAAUAUUUAUCUUUUGAUUGGUAGUUUUUGUUCUUCAUUCUUCUUUAAACCCCAAGCUCGGAAGGUCAGUCUACCAUUCUCAUAAAAUUGCAUUGCAGUUA
Nelumbo nucifera (sacred lotus) is the source of this 2453-nucleotide messenger RNA. RefSeq names its product outer envelope protein of 80 kDa (gene OEP80). Gene Ontology annotation, biological process: embryo development ending in seed dormancy; chloroplast organization. Gene Ontology annotation, cellular component: outer membrane. The record is from RefSeq and is a predicted model, not a curated record. NCBI's taxonomy places the organism in Eukaryota, Viridiplantae, Streptophyta, Magnoliopsida, Proteales, Nelumbonaceae.